GCCAAGCACUUUCUCUCCUACGGACCUUUGUGCUUGCUGUUGGCGUUUCCUGGAAUGCUCACUCGGGUAUCUGCACCAGCUCACGUCUCUGCUCAAAAGUGACCUCUUCGGAGAAAACAACUCUGACCAUCCUGUCCAAGAUUCCUGUAUUACAUGGCAGGAGGUGUGAUAAACUGAGGGAUGCUGAAAACAACAAUGAAUUAAUCCAGAGUUUUCCUCCUGUCUCAGAACCUAUCCUGAGUAAGAAUGUCAGAUAAGGUUGAUUGGUUACAAAGUCAAAAUGGAGUGUGCAAAGUUGAUGUCUAUUCUCCUGGAGACAGCCAAGCCCAGGGCUGGGAAAUGGACACCUCCACGGAUCCUGUCAGAGUGCUCAGCUGGCUCCGCAGAGACCUGGAGAAAAGUACAGCAGAGUUCCAAGAUGUUAGGUUCAAGCCCGGAGAAUCAUCGUUUGGUGGGGAAAGGUCCAACUCAGGAGACCCACACAAAGGCACCACCAAGGGCACUCCAGGAAGAUUGCAUUUUGAGAUAACUCACAAAGAGAAUCCUUUCCAGGGCCCCAGGGCCCAACUUGGCAAUGGGAAUUCAGUAGAUGAAGUUUCCUUCUAUGCUAACCGCCUCACGAAUCUAGUCAUAGCCAUGGCCCGCAAAGAGAUCAAUGAGGCAAUCAAUGGCUCUGAAGACAAAUGUGUCCAUCAGUCAUUGUACAUAGGGAAUGAACCCAUCCCCACCAAAAGUCUCAGUAAGGUAGCAUCAAAGCUGGUGAAUGAGACUGUCUCUGCAUGUUCCAGGAAUGCUGCCCCGGACAAGGCUCCCAGCUUUGGAGACAGAGCAUCAGAAUCAUCACAAAAGCCUCCAAAUUUGAAAUACAAGUCCAUUUUGAAGAUGAAGGAGAGCACCAGGGAAAGACAGGGUCCAGAGGACAAGCCUGAUUCUAAGAAGUCUUUCUUCUAUAAGGAAGUGUUUGACUCUCAUAAUGCAGAUUAUGCCAGAGCAGGUGGAAGGUUCUUUCCUUGGGAGAGAAAGAUGUUUCGAGGGCAGGAAAGGGCUGAUGACUUUACAACUUCAGUUAGUGAAAGGAUUAUGACCUAUGCUAACAGUGUGGUAUCUGAUAUUAUGGUCUCCAUCAUGAAGACACUGAGGAUCCAAGUGAAAGACACAACCAUUGCCACCAUCCUACUGAAGAAGGUUCUGCUCAAGCAUGCAAAAGACGUGGUCUCAGAUCUCAUCGACUCCUUCAUGAUGAACCUCCACAAUGUCACAGGGACCCUCAUGACUAACACAGACUUUGUUUCGGCUGUGAAAAGAACUGUCUUCUCUCAUGGAAGCCAAAAGGCCUCAGAUAUCAUGGAUGCCAUGCUAGGGAAUCUGUACAAUGUGAUGUUUGCAGACAAAGUCUCUGAGCAUAUCAGGAAAGCCAAAGACAAGGCUGAGCGUUAUUCCCUCCUCUCCAUGAAAGGAAUGGGUGAUCCUAAAAAACGAAAUGUGAACUUUGCCAUGAGAUCUGAAGCUAAAUUGAGAGAAAAAAUGUGUUCUGAAGCCAAAUCAGAGAAGAAGACUUGUGCCGAAACUCUGGGUGAACACAUUAUCAAAGAGGGGCUGACUUUGUGGCAUAAAAAUCAGAAAGAAUGUAAAUCUCCAGGUUUUCAGCAUGCAGCCUGUGAAGCUCCCAACACACAGUGUAAGCCUGCACCAGACAUUUCCUUUGAGUACCCUGAAGGUACUUGCAAUUUCAGCCCUCCUCAAUAUCCCCCAGAGAAACCUGAGAAUUUUAUGUUUGAUUCAGAUUCCUGGGCCAAGGACCUGAUCAUAUCUGCCCUACUUCUGAUUCAAUAUCACCUGGCCCAGGGAGGAAGAAGGGAUGCACAGAACUUCCCUGAAGCUGCUGGAACCACCAACUUUAAUGCCAACAAAUCUCCUGUAGUUCCUGAUGAAUCCUGCCUGAAGACUGCUCACAAUGUAGAUGACCAAGAACAAGCAGAAAAGAAGGACCUAAUGAGUGUUUUCUUCAAUUUCAUCCGGAACUUACUUAGUGAGACCGUUUUUGAGCGUGGCCAUUGCUCUGAACCCAAGGUGCCAGAACAACUAGUUAAGGAAGAUACAAACUUGUAUGAAAGACCUUUAACCUCUUCACCCCCCAAACCUUGUAAAGAUGAUGAGACCCCUGGUGCCUCUUCUGGGCUGACCAAGAUGGUUACCAACCAGCUAGAUGGCAACAUGAAUGGGAAGAUGGUAGAACAUCUGAUGGACUCAGUGAUGAAGCUGUGUAUCAUCAUUGCCAAGUCCUGUGAUACUUCUUUGACAGAACUGGAAGAUGACAAGUCUGGAAAUGUCAGCAGGCUAAUGUCGGCCUUUCCAGAUAGUUUAUAUGAGUGUUUGCCAGUCAAGGACACAGGGACAGCAGAAGCUCUUCUGCAGAAUGCCUAUCAAGCUGUCCAUAAUCUACUGAGAGGUGUAUCAGGACAAGCCCCUGAAGGGUGUGCAGCACCCAAGGUGAUUGUCAGCAAUCACAACCUAUUAGAUACGGUUGAGAACAAGCAACUCCAGGCCGUCCUUCAAUGGGUAGCUGCCUCUGAACUCAAUGUCCCUAUUUUGUAUUUUGCUGGUGAUGAUGAAGGGAUCCAGGAGAAGGGCAGAAUGCUAUGUCCUGACAUGGUAGAAGAGCAGAAGAGAAUGAACCCUGAUACGGUUGGGCUAUGUCCUCACUCAAAAUCUCAUCUUGAAUUGUAAUCCCCAUAAUCCCCAUGUGUCAAGGGAAAAACCAGGUGGAGAGAGCCAUGGAUAGUCCCCAGCUGGAGAAAGGACCAGAAACAAAUGUCGGAAAUGCUCUGCAUCAGGAAAUGAGAAGAUGCUCAGCAGAAGACUUGAAAAUCCCUUUGCCACGCAGACAUGCAGAACUAGUUUUUAUGCUAGGAGAGAGAUUAGCUCAAAGGACAGCAAGGUCAGGGGAGAGGAGAGGGACAGGAAUGGUGAGAAACAGAAUGACAACGAAAGCCUCUAAAGCAAGGGGAAGCCAGGGGCUUCAGAAGGAGCUGAGUCAGCAGCAAGACUGCCGGGAGUCACCAUUGUCCUCUGUCCAGAUUCAGUGGCACUGCCCUGAGCCCAGAGACUCUCUGCCUAGUGCCUUUUCUCUCUGUUUUUGCAAGGCCUGUGUGGGGAACUAAUACUGGGAGAAGUGUCCAGCAUCUCGUGAUAGUGAUGGAAUAGACAAAGACUCAGAGAGCAUCUGAUUGGAGCCAUGGCUUCUCUGAGCUGCGGAUCCAGCCCAGUCAUCCCCUACCUCCACAUCAUCUGUUAGAGGAGACAAUGCCCCCUAGCCCUGCUGCCUCUGGAGCCCAUGUCUCCUGGUGCAAUCUCCCAGCUCAAUGACUAGUUAACGAGGCCCUUGGACGUUAAGGAGGCGUGGUGAUGAAUGAGUGAGCCCUGCAUGAGGCAGGCUCCUCAGGGUUUCUCAGUGGCACAUGUAUUAGCAAUUGGACCAAUCUGAUUUUAUUAUUAUUGACAUUCAUGUAUUUAUUUGUAAUUUUGUGGGUACAUAGUAGGCGUAAAUAUUUACGGGGUAUGUGAGUUCUUUUGAUAUGGGCUUACAAUGUGCAGUGAUCACGUCAGGGUAAAUGGUGCAUCCACCACCUCAGAUAUUUAUCUUUUGUGUUACAAACAACUCGGUUACACUCUUUCAGUAAUUUAAAAUGUAUAAUAAAUUAUGAUUGACUGUAGUCACCCUGUUGUGCAAUCAAACACUAGAUCUCAUUUAUAUAACUGUAUUUUCGUAUCCAUCAACCAUUCCACGUCCCCCUCCCCUACUACCCUUUCAGCCUCUGGUAACCAUCCUGUUCUCCAUUUCCAUGAGUUCAGUUGUUUUAAGAUUUUUAGUUCCCACAAAUCAGUGAGAACAUGCAACGUCUGCCUUUUUGUGCCUUAACAUAAUAUCCUCCAGUUUUAACCAUGUUAUAGCAAAUGACAAGCUCUUAUUCUUUUUUUAUGGCCAAAUAGUACUCCAUUGUGUAUAGGUGCCACAUUUUCUUUUUAUUUUACUUUAAGUUCUGGGAUACAUGUGCAGAACGUGCAGGUUUGUUACGUAGGUAUACAUGUGCCAUAGUGGUUUGCUGUACCUAUCAACCCAUCUUCUUUAAGUGUAAUAAUAAAAUUUAGAACAAAUUUUUUUGGUUUUAAAUUUUAUUAUUAUACUUUAAGUUCUGGGUACAUGUGCAGAUCAUGCAGGUUUGUUACAUAGGUGUACACGUGCUAAAGUGGUUUGCUGCAUCCAUCACCCUGUCAUCUACAUUAGGUAUUUCUCCUAAUGCUCUCCCUCUCCUUGGCCCCCACCCCUUGACAGGCCCCAAUGUGUGUUGUUCCCCCCCCCCGUGUCCAUGUGUUCUCAUUGUUCAGUUCCCACUAAUGAGUGACAACAUGUGGUGUUUGUUUUUCUGUUCCCGUGUUAGUUUGCUGAGAAUGAUGGCUUCCAGCUUCACCCACGUCCCUGAAAAGGACGAGAACUCAUUCUUUUGUAUGGCUGCAUAGUAUUCCAUGGUGUAUAUGUGCCACAUUUUCUUUAUCCAGUCUAUCGUUGAUGGGCAUCUGAGUUGGUUCCAAGUCUUUGCUAUUGUAAACAGUGCUGCAAUAAACAUACAUGUGCAUGUGUCUUUACAGUAGAAUGAUUUAUAAUUCUUUGGGUAUAUACCCAGUGAUGGGAUUGCUGGGUCAAAUGGUAUUUCUGGUUCCAGAUCCUUGAGGAAUUGCCACAGUCUUCCACAGUGGUUGAACUAAUUUACACUCCCACCAACUCUUCAUCCAUUCAUCUGUGGAUGGACAUUUAGGUUGCUUCUGAAUCUUGGCUGUUGUGAAUAGGGCUGCAAUAAACAAAGAGUGCUUCUCUUUGAUAUAUUGAUUUCCUUAAUGGGGGUUAUAUACCUAGCAGUGGGACUGCUGGAUUAUGCGGUAGCUCCAUAUUCAGUUUUUUGAGGAAGCUCUGUACUGUUUUUCAUAGUGGUUGUACUAAUUUACAUUCCCACCAACAGUGUAUCAGGGUUCCCUUUUCUCCACAUGCUCUCCGGCAUUUGUUAUUUUCUGUCUUUUGGAUAAAAGCAAUUUUUAGCUGUGAUGAGCUGAUACCGCAUUGUAGUUUGGAUUUGCAUUUCUCUGACGUUCAGUGAUGCUGAGCACCUUUUCUUCGUUUGCCAUUUGCACGUCUGCUUUCGAAGAAUGUCUAUUCAGAUCUUUUGCCCAUUUUUAAACGGAUUAUUAGAUUUUUUUUUCCUAUUGAGUUGUUUGAGCUUCUCAUAUACUUUGGCUGUUAAUCUCCUUUUUCUUGCCUUAUUUCUUAAAUAUUAAGUUAAAUAUUUAUCUUGCAAAUAUUUUCUCUCAUUCUGCAGUUUGUCCAUUGUAAUUUUCAAGUCCUAAAGGAAUUUGAUUCGAUGACCCUUCAGUAUGUCAUAACCUGAAAUUUUAGCUGAUUUUAUGGGCCUCUAUGUCAGAUGGCACCUAAGGAUGUAUCACAUUAAAGCCUCUUGGUUGAACCUGUCUUCAUCUUCACCUGCCUUUGGCCACUUCCUCCACCCCAGCAGCCCCCGCAGUGGCUGGCUCCACGCCAGCCAUGGUGUGCGGAAUUGAGGUGUGCAGAACCAAGCAGGGCUGCCUCAGGCUCUGGUGCCUUGUGCUUACAGCCUUAUGCCUUGUUCCUCCCCCUGGGGGCUUCCCUGUGGAAGGUUGAGGUGAGAACAUUAUGGGAACCUCAAUGAGCAACCUGGAAGUAUCUGGGAGUUAGGUCCCUGUGGGGCCAGCUUUUGAAUGGGAGGCAGGAACCGGCAGAUAAGAGCUCUCCCUGGCUGAACUCUCCUGCGUCCUGGUUAACACAGCUUCUUACAGGACAGUCCCCAGAGAGGGAGCAACCAGUCAUGCUUGAUACCAAGCAAAGGUCAGCUUGGUGAGGCCUCCUGCUUUUGGCUCUGCUGCCUUCCCUGUCCUGCUUCAUUCUGCUUUUUGCUUGCUCUGGCUGCCCUGGGAUGGUAUUUAAUGAAGAAGCAUAUCCAAAUCCUUUGCUUUGGGCCCUGAUUUAAAAAUUCCAGCUAGGAUGACUUCUAACCACUGUCAUUCUUCUCCCCCAGGAUGCUUUCCAAUUUCUACAUGUCUGAAAUGAAUGCUACAGUCUCAAAAGGCAGCGCUACUAGCGGCCAUGGGGGUAGUUAGCCGUAAUACUGAGCCAGGGGAGUUCUUUAAGAGGAGAUUUGAAAGAUCGUAACUUGGGCAGAGGAAUUUCAGAGGCAACUGGGCUGAACUGAGAAAGUAAUCAUAGCUAACAUUUCCUGAGAGCUUGCAGUGCAUUUUAUUUGCAUGUAUUAUUGCUUCUACUCUUUGCAACAACCCUGUUAGACAGACCUUAUUAUUUUUACCGUGAAAGUAACUUGUCCAACAUCAAAAGUAGAAAGUGGUGGAGGUAUGAUUUGAACCCAGGCAGUCUGGCUCCAGCACGCACUUUAUUAGUCUUAAACACUUUGCUCAUGCAAGUCAGGUGACAGGAGCUCCAAUCUCCACUAUGAACUGCCCUCUCUGGGACACAUCUGACUUUAUACUUAACUUGUAGUGAUGAGUAAAGUCUGGUGCUUAGGAGAGUGGUUUCUGGGGCCAGGUUCAUCAGAGUUCAAAUCCAGGCUCUGGAAUUUCCUGGCUGCUGUAGCCUUGGCCAAGUAAUUUUGUCCUGCUGAGACUCUAUUUCCUCUCCUGUAAAAAGGUCGACAACAAUAUUGUGUGGAAUGGUAAGGAUUGAAACAUUUAGCAAGGUGCAAGCCACAGAAUAUGUACCCUGUCGGUUUUAUGUUACUAUUGCUAUUGCAUUGAUUUAUUUCCACAUUGCUGAUAAAGACAUACUCAAGACUGGGUAAUUUAUAAAGAAAAAGAGGUCUAAUGGACUCACAGUUCCACAUGGCUGGGGAGGCCUCACAAUCUUGGCAGAAGGCAAAAGGCACAUCUUACAUGGUGGCAGACAGGAGAGAAUGAGACAAGUGAAGGGGGAAACCCCUCAUAAAACCAUCGGAUCUCAUGAGACUUAUUCACUACCAUGAGAACAGUAUAGAGGCAACCGCCUCCAUGAUUCAAUUAUCUCCCACCAGGUGCCUCCCACAACACAUGGAAAUUAUGGGAGCUACCAUCCAAGACGAGAUUUGGGUGGGAACACAGCCAAGCAUAACAACUAUUAUUAUGAUUAUAUUAUCAGUGAAAGGCAAAGGUUAGCGUAGACGAAGGUUUACGGUCCCUUCUGGUCCUAAGAGCUAUGAAUAUGAGGACAGAAGUGCUUCUGUCUCUGAAACCCCCUCUGCUGCGUUCACUCCUCACCAUAUAAUUACAUUUCCUCAAAAUUCAUGCACUAUUGUUCCUCACCUUUCAACUCAGCCAUUUCUCAAUAAAAGUUUUAAAAAAUCCGAAUUUUUUCUUUCUCUCUCUCUCCUUCCCCUGGUGUGGCCUCACCAAGGUCUAAAGCACGCCCAGAUCUGGCCCCUGCCUUACACCCCAGCCUUGCUCCAUGCUGCUCUUCCCUUUCUACCAUGUCUCACCAGGCUUUUUCCCUCUCAGCCCUCUAUCCCUGGGGUCCACUUUCAUCUCUUCUCCCUGUGCUGGGGCCCCCUAUUACUCUCUUUUAGCUUAGAGACCAGAUCCAGAGCCAGCCCCUCCCCUCUGUGCUCUGCCUCAGCACCCCAUUUAUCUCCUUCAUGCACAUGGUACCAUUUGUGACAAUUUUGCCCUUUAUGUCUGUCACCCUCUCCACCAUUUGUUUCUUGCAAUUUUUUUUACAUUAAGCUCUGGAAUAAACAUGUCACUGAUGGAGCAUCUCUUAUGUGACAGACCCUGUGCUAAGAGUUAACCCUGGAAAAACAUCUUUUUUUUUUGAUGGAGUUUCGCUGUUGUUACCCAGACUGGAGUGCAAUGGCACGAUCUCUGCCUUCUGGGUUCAAGCAAUUCUCCUGCCUCAGCCUCCAGAGUAGCUGGGACUACAGGCGUGCACCACCAUGCCUAGCUAAUUUUUGUAUUUUUAGUAGAGACGGGGUUUCACCUUUUUGACCAGGAUGGUCUUGAUCUCUUGACCUCGUGAUCCACAUCUUUAUUCAUCAAAUACUUUUUAAGCACAUAUGAGCUACACACUGGAAAGUCCCGAUACUAACGGUCUGGUGAGGCCAGAAUUGGCAGGAGAGUGGGUGAUGGCCAUGGUGUGGGGGGGCAAGGUGGAUGGGUAAAAAGAGCACAGGGCACUAUAAGGUUUCAUCUCCCUCAUUUAAACAAAAAGGACAUUGAGACUUUGAGAAAGAAGAAGGCUUGUCAGGGGGCAGUUCUCAAGCUGUGGCCCAUGAAACUUGGGGGUCCCUGAGACCUUUUCAGGACCCAUAAGGGCCUCCCUUUCCCAACUGCAUUAUUUGUGUGAGGCUGGAGUUUGUCAUACCUACGACUAGAUAACUAUUUGGAAUGACCGAAUGCAGAAGUAGACAUGAGAAUUGACCCUUCCAUUAAGCCUGAUAUUAAAGAGAUGAGUGAAAAUGUAAAAUGAUGACAAUCUUCUCAGUUUCUUUUUGUCUCAGAAAAUAUAGUUAUUUUUAAAGU
Messenger RNA from Callithrix jacchus (white-tufted-ear marmoset), 8583 nucleotides. It is a transcript of the gene AKAP3, whose product is annotated as A-kinase anchoring protein 3. Gene Ontology annotation, cellular component: cytoplasm; sperm principal piece. Gene Ontology annotation, biological process: intracellular protein localization. The record is from RefSeq and is a predicted model, not a curated record. Gene Ontology annotation, molecular function: protein kinase A binding. NCBI's taxonomy places the organism in Eukaryota, Metazoa, Chordata, Mammalia, Primates, Cebidae.